Drosophila erecta is the source of this 915-nucleotide messenger RNA. RefSeq lists its product as uncharacterized. Bases 33 to 749 code for a protein of 238 amino acids. The record is from RefSeq and is a predicted model, not a curated record. NCBI's taxonomy places the organism in Eukaryota, Metazoa, Arthropoda, Insecta, Diptera, Drosophilidae. The transcript is spliced from 3 exons.
UUGUGAAAUCUACUUCAAAGCGAAAAUUUUGCAUGUAUUCUGCUAAAGUCCUAAAUAAACUACUAAAGGAAGCUCCCAAAGAUGCUGAAGGAAGCAAAGAGAUUGCAGAGUUACGAAAACUGAUCAUGGAACUGAUGAAACCGCGACUGGGACAACUACUUCAGAUCUUAAAGACUCGCAUGAUUGCUACCACUCGAGAUGAGUUUCAGGAUGAAAAUGAGGACUGGUGGCCAGAUUACGAGCUCCUAUCAUCAAACUGGCGGGCCAUCACCGAUAUGAAUGGGUUUUUAGUCUGCACUCAGGAUGCUCUGAAGGGAUUACCGGAUGACCUUAGGGCCAUUGGUGAAAGUUUCGAUUAUGCCUAUUCGGUAACAAAGCCCAUCACUAUUCGGAAUAAGACAAAAAACUAUAUUCUAGUGGUGGAGCUCUUAGAGGACAUGGAGGACUUCGUAAUGCACUUCAGCCGCCUGUGCAGCAAGAAUCUGGACGAGCGCAGGGACCUAUACGAUCUGGCUUCGAUAACUAAGGACACCGGGGACAGGAUCAAGGUGAAAAUCUUCGAUGAACGCACCUUUGUGCAGUUGCAGUCGCGAAUUGCAAGCCUUAGGAACUACAUAAGGGACUUCAGUGCCCUUUUCGAUGUCCACUUGGAGUCCAAAGAGGAGGCUGAAUUCAAGCCAUUGUAUAUGCUGGCAAAAACCCAAGAGCCGCUCGCCACGGUUGCCACUGCUGAUAAGACCCGGACUUAAGCCAGAUCGAUCAGGAAGUCAUCUCACCGUCUAUUCCCAAGGCAUGGCUUCCAACGGUUUUCAUUGUACAAUACCCACACUGGCAGAUACAGAACACAGAACACAGAAACAUGACUCCCCGGCAUAUGGGCGGUAAUAAAGAGUUCGCCUCCAGUGUAUUGGAGUA